AUGCAGCUUUCUCCAAUUCAUGAAACAUCUACAACAGCUAGCCUGACUGACAAUGAAGAAAAUGCCUACGAUAAGUUGGGAUUAAAUGAUUUAUUCGAAGAGUUGAGAAAAUCAAAUGAAAAUGAAGAUCAGUUUAGUAAAAUAAAGAAAUCUAUUGCUAGUCUACCCAAAAUACAAGAAGCUGGUGAGUCUCUAAGUGAAGAGAUUGCUAAAAAUCAAAACUUUAAGACAAGUGUGAAAGGUGGGAAAGAUAUACAUGUUAUAAGUGAUACCAUAGAAGCUGCAAAGAAGAUGGGUCAUCAAAAAGAGACAGCCGGUUCUGACUGGUUUGGUCUUCCAAAAGGAGAAGUCACACCUGCUGUGAAGAGAGACUUCAAAGUUAUUCAACAAAGAGCUGCAUUAGAUCCAAAGAGACAUUACAAGAAAGAUAAAUGGGUACAACCAGAAUUUUUCCAAAUUGGAACUAUUGUGGAGGGAAAUACCGAGUAUUAUUCUUCAAGACUGAAAAACAAAGAACGUAAGCAAACCAUUUUGGAAAGUGUGCUACAUGAUCAAGAUACAAAACAUUACUUUAAAAGGAAAUAUAGUGAGAUUCAAACCAAGAAAACUUCGGGUAAAAAAGCUCAUUAUAAAAAAGUUAAGGACGCUAGACGUAAAUUCUAG
Molecule: messenger RNA, 663 nt
Organism: Hansenula anomala
Lineage: Eukaryota; Fungi; Ascomycota; Saccharomycetes; Phaffomycetales; Wickerhamomycetaceae
Gene: FCF2
Product: Fcf2p
Exons: 2
Coding region: 1-663 (220 amino acids)
Biological process (GO): RNA processing
Cellular component (GO): nucleolus
Molecular function (GO): RNA binding
Source: RefSeq, a predicted model, not a curated record